AUGGGCAAUGUUUUCUGCCACCCUGCCAUCUAUGUUACUGUGCUGACAGCAGUUGCCGUUAUCUGUUGGCUUUGGCUAUUUGGCAAAAGAUCGGCAAAAGAGCAAGGAUACACACAUCCUCGUUUCAGAGUUGUACGAGAAUUAUUCAGGGAAAUGUUGCAGUCCGAGCCAGAAGGUGUCGCUUUGGCUGUGCUCCAAAAGGGGGAGUUAGUGGUUAACUUGUACGGAGGCUAUGCCGACAGAAACAAUAUGCAUAUUCCUGCUGAUGCACUUCGUUAA
Molecule: messenger RNA, 279 nt
Organism: Strongylus vulgaris
Lineage: Eukaryota; Metazoa; Nematoda; Chromadorea; Rhabditida; Strongylidae
Source: the annotation of a GenBank genome assembly